UUGUCUUCCAUCCCAUUUUUCAUAACUGGAUUUAUUGGAAAUGUCUUGGUUAUACACAUCGUGCAUAAAACACGUGAAAUGCAAACACCUACAAAUUAUCUUCUAGCUAGCAUGGCCGUUAGCGAUGUCGUCAGCGUUAUGUUGCUUCCAUUAUACGAGGUCGUCCAGUAUCAACUUGGAAGUGUAAAUAACAACUUUGAGAAAUUCACUUGCAAGUCAUUCGCCCUCGUUCAAAUAUGUAUAACAGUGUCCUCCACAACUCUUACAUUGAUAGCGGUGGAAAGAUAUCAUGCCUUGCUGAAACCUUUCCGGACUGAAUUGCGGUUAAGCGACGACAACGUAAAGAAGGCCAUUGCUAUUAUUUGGAUCAUAAGUGUUCUUUUGUCGUUACCUUCCUUCUUCUUAAAUAAAUGGAGCAUCGAAGAAGAUGCAGUUGAGGCCUCCCCAUGCGUUGGUCCGUGGACUUUAAGCAUGAAUCAAGCAAGCAAAAUUUAUUUGAUCGUACACGCGUCAAUUUUCUUUAUUCAAUUGACAACCAUGUGUUACUGCUAUGCAUCUCUUAUCAAGGGACUUUAUUUUACCAACACAGUGUGUCCAGAAGAAACGGAAGGAGAAAGAGGUUCAGAGAGGAAGAAACUCGUUUUGACAUUUCUCUUAGCAACCACGGGAUUUUUGAUCGGUUAUGCCCCUGGAAUUUUGUUCGACGCAAUUGUCGCAUCACGGGAAGUUCAACACGAAGACUUAUUAUUGUACUCUGUUCUUAGAGCUGUGCUUGCCUUUUUGUUCAAAUGUAGUUUAUGUCUAAACCCAAUUUUCUACGCCUUUCGCAGUGCGCACUUUAAGCAAGGUUUUAAACGGCUUCUGAAAUGCCGAGAGUCUACAUCACAGAAUGAGAUUCAGCUUGGAGCAUAACAUUCUCUUUGUUAUUACAGGUCACGGAGAUCAACGCUAACAUAAUUGCUAGCUGAGGACUUUUUUGUACACAAACAUGGCCACCGUGACGUCAUGCGAAAACGAUCUAUUGCGGGCCAAUUAAUUAACAGCAUGGUCCAAUGGGUCUAUUUGAAUUAUCUUAGCGAUAAUGUAAACUACGUCAAUUUUCGCUUGUCUACUAACUCAUAUGCGUGCAAUGAAUAUUAUAACUAACAAAACCGAUAAUUCUUGCGAACAAUUUCUUUGAACAAAUUUCCAAAGUCUAUUUAAAAAAAAGAAAAAAAAAACAGAAAAACCUGAAGAAUUAAUCAUGGUCGAAACCGAUAGCCUAAGUUUUAUCUUGUCUUGCUGUUCCAUACCAUUUUACAUCAGUGGACUCAUCGGCAAUGUGUUGGUCAUUCGAGUCGUACACAAAACAAGGGAGAUGCACACCCCUACAAAUUAUCUUUUAGUUAGCAUAGCCGUUAGCGAUGUCUUCACCAUAAUGAUGUUUGCAGCUCACGGGUUUGCCUUCAGUCAAUAUGUAAAUGAUGAAAAUUUCGUGCACUACUUGGUUUGCAAGGCAUCGGCCGACAUUACAACCGUCGCAAUAGUUUCUUCCAUUACUCUUACUGUGCUAGCCGUAGAAAGAUACAACGCUUUGCUCAAGCCUUUAAGAACGGGAUUACGAUUAAGUGAAGACAAUAUUAAAAAGGCCAUCGCUCUGAUUUGGGUGACAAGUGUUUUUGUAUCCAUCCCAAAUGCCUUCUUUCAAGAAUUCGAUCGAAGCAAUCGCUUUCUCUCAGGAUGUGUUGGUAAAGGGGAUUCAAAUAUCAAUCUAGCGUGGAAGACUUACUUGAUUGUAUUUGACGCCUUUUUUGAUACAAUCGGUAGUCCAGGUAUUUUGCUAUGGUUCCUUGAUCAGAGGUCUCUACUUGACCAACGCAGUUUGCCAAGAAACUGAAACCACUGAUUGCAAGAGAAGCUCGGAGAAGAAGAAACUUGUUAUCACAUUCCCUCUAGCGACUGUCGGGUUCUUGAUCGGUUAUGUACAAUCCAUGGCCUUCUAUACAGUUGUUACAUUUCAAACCAACUCGAAUAUAGAUAUCAACCUGUACUCUGAUCUCAAGAAUGGGUUUCAGUUUUUGUGUGGCUACAGUCUAUGUUUAAAUUCACUCGUUUACGCUUUUCGAAGUGCCCAUUUUAAAGAGGGAUUCAGACGCGUUCUAACAACUUGUUGGAAGCCAACUCCACAGGAUGACAACGUUCAGUGUUUCAGAUACUUUUUUCAUUUCAAGUCCCAAUGUGAAGUCGAAGAAAAGCUGAGGUCCGAGAACUUUGCAGCAACACAAACAGUAGGAUUUGACAAUGCUGAAUAAAAUGCAAAUGAUCAUGAUGCCGAUUUUUCUGCUUGUUCCUGUUGUUAUUUGUGCAUAAUCAUUCUGGGAGGAUCCUUGCAGUUUGGAGAAAACCAGAGAAAAAAUUAAGUGAUCAUAGAAAACCAUAGGUUCUUCUGCUUUCAUUAUUAGAUCGAGAGAUAAGUACAUUGAAAAAACCUCUUUUAUGUACAUAAAGGCAUAGCUUCGCCAAUUCGAGAUACGAUAGUCAGACGAUAUUUGACUGAUAACAAAGGCUUCGCAGCCAAACGUUUAGUUGUCUCCUAAGACAGCUUUUCUGAGUAUAGUACUUAACAAACUUGACAAUUUUUUUUGAGACACUGUUUAUUUGAACUCUUUUUAGACCGGGCUUUCUUAAUUACUAGAGUUCUUAGAAGCGGACGGGGUAUUGCCCUCGCUGUAAUCAACUAUUGAGGCUUUAACAGACAAACGUGGAAUGUAACAGCGAUUCAAAAAGGUGUCUAAGAUAAAAGUUUACACGUCAAGACAACAUUAUACGCCUUGCGAAAUUGCCGCCAUGACUAAAUAAGUGGUCAUCUUAGACCUGUCAUUCUAGGAUCAGCAGUCCUGGGUUUUCGUCACUAAGAAAACAACCUGAACUCUGGAAAAAUUAAUUUACAAAAGAAUGAAAGACGCCAAAGUGAUCUGAAUUUGUGAGAAAAGUAUAGAUUCUUUAGGUUCAGCAUGGAAACAUCACAUCCAAAACAGCAAUCGUUUAGACAAAAAAUUGGCGCGACAAAUCUCUUGGAGAGUUUAAGGGGAAUUGAGCCAUGGUAAUAUAACUGUUCAUGUAAAGAUUAGGCCAAUGUUCGUCAAAACCAUCCGCGAGUUUUGAUGUUUAAUAAGGCAUCAGCUUUAAAAUGGUAUAACGACGCCGGCGAAGCUGAUGAUGAUUCUGCAGUAUAUUCUGAUCACAAACUAAUUCUUUUUUUAGGAUUCAAUUUCCAACAUCAGUGCCAUAUAUUGAAGGAUAUAUAAUUCGUUACUAAUUUUGACUGAGUCCAUUUUACCCAAUUAAACUCACUCUAAGAAUAUUGCUUUUUCUUUUCAUUUUUUUUAGGCGCGUAAAAUGUAAAAUAAAGCCGAAGCUACACAAUUUAGGCAGGUGUUAUAGAGCCAUAAAGAAACCGGAUAACCAAAGCGAAUUGUUUUCGUAUUACUUUAAGGAGAGCGAAGAAAAGGAAGAAAAAAAUUAAAAGGAAGCAGGAGAUAACUUCUUUAAAUUUGCUACUAGCAAAGAAGCUAGAUAAACCGAGCGUGCUUGUUGGUAAGUAACGUCGAAAGCGUUUCACCUGUUAGAGUUAAUCAUGAAGCUUUCUCAGGGACCGCGGAGACCAUUUUAAGGUGGUAGGGCUGAAAACUCUGGCCAAUAUACAGAAACAUUCAGGUCGGUGUUUCUCCAUUUAUCUUGCAUUUGGGCGCCACCUUAUUUACCACCUCAACAAAUAUAACAUAAACGUCCACACGUGUUAUACUAUCCGAUAUAGCCAAUAUGUUAAAUAAACCUCCUGAGGUUGCUACUUUUUGAAGUUGCCCGAAAACCAGUAUUAUUAUUAUUAUUAUUAUUAUUAUUAUUAUUAUUAUUGUUGUUAUUAUUAUUAUAAGAACAGCCGCUAACGACUAAACCGGCAAAAUCAGAUAAGAUACUGAAAACACAGUCAUAAAUGAUAAAGGAGAAUAAAAAGAAAGAAAUAACUGAACUAACGCAAGAAAAGUAAACUGAAUGCACAGCUUUUUUGAUUAUAAUUAUUGUGAUUCUGGCGUCCCUGAAAUAACGCCAAAGGUUAGGCCUGUUUCAAACGUUGUGUUACUGCCGUGUUAAGCUGGCUCGACUGUAGCUCGACUGCAGCAAGACACUAGCACGACUUGGUUUCAGACGUCGAAUUUAAUUCAGUCAAAUAGAACGGCUCUUGUCGAAAACAAAACACAAAAAUAAAGAAACGGUCUAGCAAACUUUUAAAUGUAUUCUAAUGUAUUUAUAAUUUAUGAAUUGAGUUCGGCACGGCGGUAGCACGACGUUUGAAACCAAGUCGAGCUACUGCCGUGUAGCACGGCAAGGCUUGCGCCAUGCAUGCAACACGGCAGUAGCACGAAUUGGUUUCAAACGUCGCGCUACUGCCAUGCUAAAGUCGAAUUUAAUUUGAUCAAUUGAGUUCGGCACGGCAGUAGCACGAAGUUUGAAACGGGCCUUAUUUUGUCCAACGACCGUUUCACUAAAAAUUAUUUAAUGCCAGGUGUACCUGUUGACUGUCACUUAAACAGUGUCCAAUUAAAUUUGGAAGACGAAUUGGAUAUUUCGUCGCUAUUCUGACUUGACAGCUUGUAUUAAAGGUUGGAUGAUCCUAGCGACGGACUACCAAAAGCAAAUUUGGAAGAGUUCUGUUAACAAUCCCAGGCAGAGUCAAUCAUGAUAAAACCAAAUGGACUACAUUUUGUUCUAUUUUUGUCUUCCAUCCCAUUUUUCAUAACUGGAUUUAUUGGAAAUGUCUUGGUUAUACACAUCGUGCAUAAAACACGUGAAAUGCAAACACCUACAAAUUAUCUUCUAGCUAACAUGGCCGUUAGCGAUGUCGUCAGCGUCAUGUUGCUUCCAUUAUACGAGGUUGUCCAGUAUCAACUUGGAAGUGUAAAUAACAACUUUGAGAAAUUCACUUGCAAGUCAGUCGCCCUCGUUCAAAUAUGUAUAAUAGUGUCCUCCACAACUCUUACAUUGAUAGCGGUGGAAAGAUAUCAUGCCUUGCUGAAACCUUUCCGGACUGAAUUGCGGUUAAGCGACGACAACGUAAAGAAGGCCAUUGCUAUUAUUUGGAUCAUAAGUGUUCUUUUGUCGUUACCUUCCUUCUUCUUAAAUAAAUGGAGCAUCGAAGAAGAUGCAGUUGAGGCCUCCCCAUGCGUUGGUCCGUGGACUUUAAGCAUGAAUCAAGCAAGCAAAAUUUAUUUGAUCGUACACGCGUCCAUUUUCUUUAUUCAAUUGACAACCAUGUGUUACUGCUAUGCAUCUCUUAUCAAGGGACUUUAUUUUACCAACACAGUGUGUCCAGAAGAAACGGAAGGAGAAAGAGGUUCAGAAAGGAAGAAACUCGUUUUGACAUUUUUCUUAGCAACCACGGGAUUUUUGAUCGGUUAUGCCCCUGAAAUUUUGUUCUACACAAUUGUCGCAUCACGGGAAGUUCAACAGGAAGACUUAUUAUUGUACUCUGUUCUUAGAGCUGUGCUAUCCUUUUUGUUAGAGUGUAGUUUAUGUCUAAACCCAAUUUUCUACGCCUUUCGCAGUGCGCACUUUAAGCAAGGUUUUAAACGGCUUCUGAAAUGCCGAGAGUCUACAUCACAGAAUGAGAUUCAGCUUGGAGCAUAA
Molecule: messenger RNA, 5664 nt
Organism: Porites lobata
Lineage: Eukaryota; Metazoa; Cnidaria; Anthozoa; Scleractinia; Poritidae
Source: the annotation of a GenBank genome assembly